Messenger RNA from Periophthalmus magnuspinnatus, 1691 nucleotides. It is a transcript of the gene gpr39, whose product is annotated as G protein-coupled receptor 39. Bases 239 to 1537 code for a protein of 432 amino acids. Gene Ontology annotation, cellular component: membrane. The record is from RefSeq and is a predicted model, not a curated record. Lineage: Eukaryota; Metazoa; Chordata; Actinopteri; Gobiiformes; Gobiidae. The transcript has 2 exons. Gene Ontology annotation, biological process: G protein-coupled receptor signaling pathway. Gene Ontology annotation, molecular function: G protein-coupled receptor activity.
GGUCACAGAAGGUUGAAACUACAGGAUUAGAGCUCCAAACUGCACGAACGAGCAAAGAAUUCAACACUAUGGAGCGACACGGACGUUGAGGAAAGUUACAUCGAUGUUUACACUGAAAAUAUAGGAUUUUUUAAAGAGGAAUUCCUUCGGCGUGGCUUUCCAAGUGGAGUUUUUGGACGUCAUCCGAAACUAAACUGAUAACAGCUCGAUCAAUCGCUGGUAAAUCAGUGCUUUCCAAAUGUCGACAAUGAGCGAAGACGUGGAAGAAUAUGAAAUCGCCGAAGAGAAAGACUGGAGAGAACUGGAGCCCAAUUAUUCCCUGAAGGUUUUCCUGACUAUUUUGUACAGUCUCAUUUUGGUGACUGGAAUUGUGGGUAAUUCAAUAACAAUCCGAGUUACGCAAAUUUUGAAACGUAAAGGAUAUUUGCAGAAAAACGUCACCAAUCACAUGGUUAGCUUAGCGUGCUCCGACUUGCUCGUGCUGCUAAUCGGGAUGCCGGUGGAGUUGUACAGCGCAAUUUGGUUCCCGUUUUCCUCCACAUCUGGGAACGCUUCGUGCAAAAUCUACAGCUUCCUUUUUGAAGCGUGCAGCUACGCCACGAUCCUAAACGUGGCGACGCUUAGCUUUGAGCGCUACGUGGCUAUCUGUCAUCCUUUCAAGUUCAAGGCGCUGGGAGGGAAGAGGACGUCGGGGCUGAUCACGUUUGCGUGGUUGGUGUCCGUGCUCGUGGCUUUACCGCUGUUGGUCGCUACGGGAACGCAAGGUCACAUCCCGAUUCGCCAAAACACGCCCGCUCAGAAUCUGACUUUCUGUACGAACCUGAGGGAUAAAUGGGUGAUGUUUCGAGCGAGCAUCUUCGUAGCGUUUCUAGUUUAUCUGAUCAUACUCGUGGGUGUGGCGUUCAUGUGUAGAGCCAUGAUCGUGGUUUUGAGAAGACCGUUGAGCUCAGUGGACAGAGAGGCUAACGCUAGCUACGCCGCGCCCAAACACGAAAGUCCCAAAGUGAAAACGGCUCGGAAGCAAACCAUCAUUUUUCUGGGUCUGAUCGUCGGUUCUCUGAUGGUGUGUUGGCUCCCAAACCAGAUCCGUCGUCUCAUGAUGGCGGCCGUGCCCAAAUCCCGCUGGACCGUUUCAUUUUUCCACGUUUACAUCAUCCUCCACCCGGUCGCGGACACGUUCUUCUACCUGAGCUCCGUCAUCAACCCUUUCCUCUACAACCUCUCGUCCAAACAGUUCAGGGAGGUGUUUCUACAAGUGCUCAAAUGUCGCUUAACCAUCGAACACGUCAACAAACGGACCGUGCCCGGCUCCCGAGCGGCGUCCGCCCGAUCGAUACAGCCGCUCCUGCUCAAGUCGCUGAGGAGGAGUAAAGGCAAUAACGCCACGGGGAAGGACAGUCACAGAACACCACCCACUUUUACAACGUUUCAACAGCACAGUGACUCAGGGAUCGAGUCUGAAACGCCGCAGUCGCUCAAUCUGACCGAAGACACUGAAACGAGCGACAAAAAUAAACCCCCAGAGUCUGAAGUUUAAUGUUUUUAAGAUGUUUUUAAAGGAAUGUUAAAGGUGCAGUGUGUAGCUUUUCUGGUAGAGGGUCUGCCGCCCAUUUGUCACCAUGGAGAUGUUAUUGCUUUGCCUGGAAUCUUCCGCAGUAUGGCAUUAAACGUCUUGCAUUUCAAAUCCAGUC